Messenger RNA from Oppiella nova, 956 nucleotides. The record is from the annotation of a GenBank genome assembly. NCBI's taxonomy places the organism in Eukaryota, Metazoa, Arthropoda, Arachnida, Sarcoptiformes, Oppiidae.
AAAUAGUAAUUAUAAUAGUAAUCAGUGGUUAAUGUAUACAGUAUUUUAGAAAAACACUAAUACAGUAGUCUCACUCUGACUCACUUGUCAAUACAGUUUCAUACGAUUGAUGCCAUUAAUGAGUGAUUGAGUAUUGUUUGUAUUGAGUAUCAAAUUAGUGAAUGUAUUGCUAUUCAUAUUGAAUAUUGAUUACUGUUAUUGUAAAUGACUGCCAGUACUGUCAGUCAAUUCAAUUGAAUUACCAUUUGUAAUCAUAUGUAAAAUAGAGUAUAUCAUAACUUACAUAACUAUAUGUGUCAUAUGAUAUGAUACUACAACUAUAGUAUAGUAUACAAUCAUAUAGUGAUACACAAGUGAUAUAUUGAAUGAAUAGAGUUGACGGUCACUGAAGAGAUUGAUCCGAAAGGAAAGGAGGGAUGAGUUCAUCGAAACGCUUCGAAGACCUCAAAGACGAGUUGAGUUCAGUUGAGGAGAGGAUUAGAGUUCAAGGAAGACAUCAACUAAAUGAGUGGACACUGAACCGGAUGUGCAGUGAAGGCGAUGCCAUAGUGGAGCUCAUGAGACGGGAAGUGGAAUCGACACCAACUGUGGUUCAGAAGGAAAUGCACUGCAAUUGGAGUGAAGUGUCGAAGAGUUGGAAUGCAUUCAAAGGCGAUGUGCGGAACAGGUGUGCGAGCGAUGAGACGUUGACCACCGAUGACAACCUGAGGCGAGGCAUUGGUAUUAUAGAGCGAACUAAUGAUAGCGUAUUGAGGGCUCAAAUGGUUUCCCGAGAGAGUGAGUCCAUCGGACACGAAGUGAUCUCAGAACUGACUGAACAAAGAGAAUCACUUGUGAGGACUCGCGACCGACUCGACGGAACCAAUGAUGACCUCAAGAAGACUAGAGUUUUGUUGAGAUCCAUAAAUAGACGCCUUCUGACCAACAAAUUUUACUAUCGAUUCAUUAAAAAGUAA